CAGAUUUCAUACGCACGCAUGCUGACUUUGUUAAUAUGAGAGGCCUUUUUCGCUUGUAUGGUUGUGGUGGCUUUUUCUUAAUGUACAUACACAGUAUUUUUCUAUGACGUACUCUGUUUUCCAUUAUCAUCACCAUGUGCCAGGAGUGUGUGUGAAGAUGGAGUUUUUUUCCAGAGCACAUCUGAGCUGAAGAUAUUUACCUGUCGCCCAUUGGGAACCCUGGUCCAGAGAGAAAUCUGACACUUGGCAGGCAGUAUGGCGGACACUAUACCUGGAGGAAUAGUAGCGGCUGCAAAGAACCGUCUACAGGUAAUGAAAGGCUUGGAGGACGUGGAAGUGUCCGAGUGCGAGAGCUGCUCCUUUGAGGUAACCCUCAACUUGGCCUACAUCGAGGGAGUGUGGACCAGGGAUGGGAUGCAGCUCAAGUCAAAGCCCAACUGUCGCAUCAGUGCACACGGGAAGACACACUCCCUCAUAUUGAAUAGGGUGGCUCUGGGAGACGUGGGCUUGAUCUCUUUUCAGGCCAACGGUAUCGAGACGUCCGGACGACUCACUGUUAGAGCUCGGGACAUCCACAUUGUAAAGGAGUUAGAGGACGUCAGUACAAUGGAACGGCAGUCCAUCAGCUUCCAUUGUGAGGUCAACCAGGUGGACGUGGACGGUCGGUGGUACAGGGAUGACUGCAGGAUCCGACAUGGGGACAACAUUAAGAUCAGACAUCAGGGUAAAACCCACACCCUGUCUUUUAAGUCAGUCAGGCCUGAGCAUGCUGGUGAGAUCAGAUUCACCGCCGAGCGUGUCUCGUCUCAUGCAACUCUUACCGUAAAAGAGCUCCCAGUGCAAAUAGUGCGCCCCCUGAGGGUUAAGAUAGCCAUGUAUCGCCACCGAGGCUUGCUGGAGUGCCAGGUUUCUCGGGCCAACGCUCAAGUCAGAUGGUACAAGAACAGGAAACAGAUCCUGUCCAACAAGAAGUACCAACUUAUCAGCCAAGACGUCUUCAGGCAGCUCACCAUUGACGACGUCUGCUCCUCGGAUGAAGACACCUACACCUGUGACACAGGCGAUGACAAAACCUCUUGCCAGCUUCUAGUGGAGGAGCAGGCUAUCAGUAUAGUUCGGGGGAUGAGCUCCGUGGAAGUGAUGGAACCAGAGCCUGCACUCUUCCAAGUAGAGACCAGCUUGAAGUCAGGGAGGCCGCCCAGAUGGACCCUGAAUGGUACUGUGUUGGAGCCCAGCGAAGCGGUGGAUAUCUACAGGGAGGGAACCCUGCACAGCCUGUGCCUCACCUCCACAGAGACCUCCAUGUCGGGGCCGGUGGUUUUUGUUGCUGGCAAGAGUCGUUCGUCUGCUCAGCUUACUGUGAAAGAGCGACCCCUCCAAGUUGUGCACAAUUUGGACGACGUGGAAGCCAAAGAGAACAGCUCUGUGACUCUGCGUUGUGAGUUUGCGCCCUCCCCCAGGGUGGUGCGGUGGUUUAAAGGUCGUACAGCUUUGAAGACUUCAAACAAAUACAGCAUGAGGAGAGAAGGGAAACGUGCAGAGUUGACCAUCCAUGGACUGGUUGGAAUGGAUGCAGGGCAGUAUCGCUGCAUGGCGGGGGGUUCACAGAGCGCAGCACAUCUUAAAGUUGAAGCGCGGAAGCUUAAGUUAGUGAGACACCUUGAACCGGUGGAAAUCGAAGAGGACGGCAUCGCCACCUUCGCCUGUGAGCUCAACUAUGUGGUUGCCCACGCGGAGUGGCUGGUCAACAGCGUCCGCAUCUAUUCCAAUGCCAUCAACAGAAUCCAGCACAUGGGCACCAUGCAUAGCCUCACCAUGAAGAAGCUGAGGCCCCAGCAGAGCAGGCUUACCUUUAAAGCUGGUCUUCUUUCUGAGACGACAACUUUAAAAGUCAAAGAGCGCCCUGCAGUCUUCCUAAGACCUCUUGAGGAUGCAGUUGGAGAAGAGCAAGGGGAGGUCUGCCUCCAGUGUGAAAUUUCCAAAGAGUCUGUAAUCCCAGUCUGGAGCAAGGAUGGCAUUGUCCUGACGACUGAUGACAAGCAUGAGUUGUGCCAGUUUGGAAGGUCCAUGGCGCUGAUUGUUCAUUGCUUGAGCAAAGAUGACGCCGGACAUUAUACCUGUGAUCUGGGCACCAGCCAGACCAAAGCUAAAGUUUCUGUGCAUGACUUGCAUAUCACUUUUGCCCAGCGCUUGAAGACAACGUCCGUGCUAGAAGGUGAAAACUGCACUUUUGAGUGUCACCUUUCUCACAAUCUCAGUGAUGAGCCCUCCUGGAGCAUCAACGGUCAGGUGGUUGUCUCGAACACUCGUUUCCAGGUUGUAAACAAUGGUCGCAAGUACAAGUUGCGCAUUAAAGACGCGGUUCUAACCGACGCUGGUGACGUGGUCUUUACAAUUAAAGACCUGAGCUGCAGAACCAUGCUCUUUGUCAAAGAGAGGCCAGUGCACAUUUUUAGGGAUCUCCUUAAUGUCAAGACUGUGCCAGGUGAGGAUGCAGAGCUGAGCUGUGAGAUCACCAAACCUGAGGUCACCAUCCAUUGGCUGAAAAACGGUCAUUUAAUAAGGCAGGGUCCCAAAUAUAGGAUGAGUGUGGAGAAGAACUUGGCAAAGCUGAUCAUCAAGAACACCACAAUCAGGGAUUCAGGGGAGUACUCCUGUCAGGCUGAUGGGGUUGCAUCCCGUGCCAAGCUUGAGGUCAGAGAACUGCAACACACAUUUGCACGGGAGUUAAAGGACGCCCAAGCAGAGGAAAAGGGCAAAGUGACCCUCGAGUGUGAGACAAGACUGCCGGCCAAGCGAGUGACCUGGCUGAAGGGCAUGAUGGAGCUGAGGUCUGGUAGGAAGUAUGUCAUGAGGCAGAAAGGUGUGGUGCUGUCACUCACCAUCACAUAUCUGGAGAAGUUGGACACGGAUAUCUACACGUGUGAUGUUGGGACCAUGCAGAGCCGCGCACAGCUGACAGUGCAGGGCCAGAGAGUAGUGAUCCUGGAUGAACUGGAGGACGUUGAGUGCCUCGAAGGCGACACGGUCACGUUCAGGUGUCAAAUCUGUCCCAGUGACUACAUGGGCGUGAAGUGGUACCUGGAUGAGACUCUGCUGUACAACAAUAAGCUGAAUGAGAUCCAAAUGUUGUCGGGAGGCUACCACACGCUCACAUUUCGACAACUGGCACGCAAAGACACUGGCACCAUCUCCUUUGCAGCCAGCGACAAACGAUCCUACGCAUCACUGUUGGUGAGAGAGAGACGUCCAACCAUUUGUAAAGCGCUCGAGGACUGCGAGGCUAUCGAAGGAGGUGGCCUCGUUUUGUCCUGCGUGACAUCAAAGCCGUGUCACAUCCUGUGGUACAAAGAUGGCUGCCUGAUGUGGAACUCCUCCAGGUACUUUGCCAGUCGUUCGGAUUGUGAGGCUCGGCUGACCAUUCGGGAGGUCUCCCAAAGUGACGCCGGGGUAUACGAGUGCAGUGCUGGAUCUGUUACAACCAGGGCUGUUGUCACCGUCAAAGCCAUCCCAGCCGAGUUCACGCAGCCUCUACAGAGCGUAGAGGCCCAAGAAGGUGCCACUGCUACCCUGACUUGUGAGUACUCCCUGCCGGGCGUCCAGUUUCACUGGAGAAAAGGUGUGGAGAGCCUCAGGUCUGGAGAUAAGUACGUGAUUAAGCAAAGAAAGACCAUCAAUUCUCUCAUAAUCCGAGCUCUCCAGCCAGACGACUCAGGGGAGUAUACCUGUCAGUGCAGAGGUCACCACACGACAGCAAGCCUCAAAGUACACGCCAUCCCGAUUACAUUCAUACAACAGCUGAAGAACAUGCAAGCAGAGGAAGGCAGCAAUGUCGUCCUGCGUUGUGAACUCUCCAAACCUGGAGUGCCAAUAGAAUGGAGGAGGGGACAAGAAGCUUUGAAGAAUGGUGUGAAGUACCAGAUGAGGAGAUGGGAGACAGCGCUGGAGCUUUUGAUAUGGAAGGCUGUGCCCGAGGACAGCGGUGUUUACAAGUGUUUGUCCGCCGAUCAGCUCACAUCCGCCACUGUCCAAAUCACUGCUCUACCGCUCACCUUCAAGCAGAAGCUCCGCAACGUGACCACUGAGGAGGGCAGCACUGCAACUUUACGCUGUGAGCUUUCCAAAGCGUCUCUCUUUGUGGAGUGGAGGAGAGGAGAAGAGCUCGUCAGGAACGGAGACAAAUAUCACAUUCGCCAGAGAGACACCCUGAUCGAACUGAGGAUCUCGGACGUGACACCAGAGGACAGCGACAGCUACACGUGCAUUUGUGGGAGCAUUGAGACCACGGCGACUGUCACUGUGAACGCUCUCCCCAUCACCUUCAAGCAAAAGCUGAAGAACCUUCAAGUGGAGGAAGGACACAAUGUCACGCUGUCUUGUGAGCUCUCCAAACCUGGCAUCGCUGCGGAAUGGAGGCUUGCUGGGGAGCUGCUGGAGAAUGGAGAGAAGUACCAGAUGAAGCAGAGGGGCUCUGUGCUGGAGCUGACUGUCAGAGACGCUCUACCGGAGGACAGCGGUGUCUACGCCUGUGUCUGUAGAGACCAGAAGACAAAGGCAACCGUUAAAGUUCUUGCUGUUCCCGCAACAUUCAAAGUGACCUUGAAAAACCAGGAGCCAGAAGAAGGCCAAAGCGUGACGCUGCGAUGCGAACUGUCAAAAAAAGAUGCCCAGGUACAAUGGCAGAAAGACGGACAGGCGCUAUCUGAGGUGUCGGACAGAAAAUAUCUGACUAAGCUGGAGGGGAAGACGGCUGAGAUGACCAUUGUCAACGUUCAAGUGGAAGAUUCAGGGAGGUACACUUGCGUCACAGGAGACGAGAAAACCACCGCUGAGCUCAAAGUGAAAUCACUUCCUGUCACCUUCAAACGAGAACUCCACGAUGUGAAGAUAAAGGAGGGUGACAGUGGGGUUUUAUGCUGCGAGCUCUCCAAACCUGGAGCUCCAGUGGAGUGGAGGAGAGGUCGAGUACUUCUGAGGAGUGGAGGCAAAUACGAGAUGAGGCAGGAGGGUCCCUACACCAAGAUGGUCAUCAACAACGUGGAGGAGAGCGACGCCGGGAAAUACAUCUGCAAGACCAAGGACAGCCAAUCUGCUGCCGAGCUCACAGUCCAAGGUCUGCCGCCACGUUUCACGCUGCUGCUGGCAAACCAGGAGGUAACGGAAGGCACCAGUGUGUUUUUUCGCUGUGCGCUCAACAAACCUGCCCAGUCGGUGGAGUGGCGGAGAGGAGGGUUGGUGCUCAGGCAUGGAGACAAACACCAGAUGAGGAAGAGGGAUUUGCAACUGGAGAUGACGAUUGGAGAGGUCACCCUGGAAGACGCCGGUGAUUACACCUGCACAUGUGGUGAAGAGAGUACGACAGCUCGGGUGGCAGUGAAUGAACGACCUGUCAGAUUCCUGCAGGAACUGAGUAAUGUUGAAGUGCAGGAGGGCAAUGUUGUUGCACUGUGCUGCGAGCUUUCCAAAGCAGGGCUCACGGCUCAGUGGAUGAAAGGAGACAAGGUGCUAACCAGCGGCGAGAAGUACCAGCUAAAACAAAGAGGCUCCACCCUGGAGCUGCUCAUCAGAAAGAGCCAGCCUGAAGACAGCGGCCUUUACUGCUGCGUUUGUGAAGGCAUUAAAAGCACUGCUACCAUUAUCAUCACCGCGAUUCCAGUGGCAUUCAAGCAAAAGCUGAAGAACCAGGAAGUCGUGGAGGAGAGCGGUGUGACGCUCCACUGCGAGCUCUCCAAACCGGGGGUCCCGGUGGAGUGGCGGAAAGAUGCUCAACUCCUGAGGGACGGAGGCCGAUAUCAGCUGAAGCAGGAGGGCAGGGUGUGCACGGCGCUGAUCGGACAUGUAACGCUCCAGGAUGCUGGGGAAUACAGCUGCUCUGUUGGUACAGCUGUCACUUCAGCGGAUAUCAAAGUAAGAGCGCUUCCUGUCACAUUUAACCAAGAAGUUCAGAGCUUGGAGGUUAAAGAAGGUGACAGCGGAGUGUUCUGGUGUGAGUUGUCGAAGCCUGGAGCUCCGGUGGACUGGAGGAAAGGAAGAGUGAUCCUGAAGCCUGGUUAUAAAUAUGAAAUGAAGCAAGAGGGAAAUCUCACCAGGCUUUUCAUCAACAACGUGGAAGAGAGCGAUGCUGGGAAAUACACCUGCAAAACCAAAGACAGCCAAUCUACUGCCGAGCUGGUGGUGAAAGCUCCUCCCAUCACAUUCAAAACCAAGUUGAAGAACCAGAAAGUGGAGGAGGAGAGCAGCGUGACGUUGACAUGUGAACUGUCCAAGCCUGCCCUUGCUGUGGAGUGGAGGAAAGGACAAGAGCUGCUGAAGAAUGAUUUCAAAUAUCAGAUCAAAAACCGCAACAGCAUGUUGGAGCUGGUGAUCAAGAACAUGCAACUGGAGGACAGUGGAGUCUACAGCUGCAUCUACGGCGAUGUCAAGACCGUAGCCAACAUCACUGUUACACCUAUCCCCCUCACCUUCAAGCUUGGUCUGAAGAACCAGGAGGCUGCCGAGGGAGGCAACGUCACCCUACGAUGCGAGCUCUCCAGGACGGGGGGUCCUGUGCAGUGGUGGAAGGGGGAGGACCAACUCCAUCAAGGAGGGAGGUAUCACAUGACUCUGAAGGAGAACAUCGCGGAGAUGAGCAUCAGGAACAUCCAGCCGGAGGACGUCGGGGAGUACAGUUGCCUCUUUGGCGAGCAGAAGACGACGGCUGAAGUCAACGUGCGAGCGGCGGCAUCCGUGUUCUUUGAGAAGGAGCUGGACAGCCAAGCGGUGAUGGAGGGCAAAUCAGUGCUUCUGUCAUGUGAGGUUUCUAGCGCUAACGUCCCGGUCACUUGGAAGAAAGACAACGCUGUGAUUGAAGCAGGGGGACGAGUGAGUUUAACAAAAAAAGGAGCCACACAUAUGCUGGAGAUCAAGCAGCUGCGUCUGGAAGAUGCAGGUGAAUACUGUUGCAUCACCAGGGGCAAGAAGACCACUGCCAAGUUGGUAGUAAGAGAGCGAGUGCGAAUUGUUACAGCGCUUAAAGACGUCACGGUGACAGCCGGGGAGGACGCCAAGUUUGCGUGUGAGCUCAGCCAUGCCAACGUGAGUGAGGGUACGUGGUGGCUAGGCUCAAGCCCGCUGCAGAGGAACGAGAUGAACCAGAUGACAUGCCAGGGUCGCCAACAGCGUCUGGUCCUCACCAUGACAACACCCGAGGAGACGGGUACUGUGGCGUUUGUGGUCGGGGAUGAAAGGACAUCUGCAAGUCUUCUGGUGGUACCAAAGCCCAAAGUUCUAUUUGAAGAGAUGCCUAAAGAUGUGACAAUCAUGGAGGGAGAGACAGCUACUUUGUCCUGCACAACUUCUGACGUCACCGCCGUUGUUACCUGGAGACGCAACCACAUUCCUCUCAGGAACGGGGAAAAAUUUGAGAUACACCAGGAGGGAAAAGUCAGUCUACUGCUCAUCCACGCUGCGGACCCCCGGGAUGUUGGAGUAUACUGCUGCGAUACAGGAGAUGUGCAGGCCACUGCCAAACUGACUGUGACAGAGCUCCCUCCGUUUUUCCAGGAAGAGCUGCAGAGUGUUGAGACUGAGGAGGGAAGCUCAGUUGUCCUGUACUGCGAGCUGUCCAAGCUUGGUGUGCCGGUGCAGUGGAAGAAAAACAGGCUGCCGCUGAGGGCUGGCAGGAAGUACGAGAUGAAACAAGAUUGCUGCCUCCUCCAACUUCACAUCAGGGAGCUCAAACUCGAGGACAGCGGCAGCUACACGUGUCAAGCGGGAAGCGCAGAGACAACUGCGGAUGUUACAGUCAAAGAGUCACCACCAUUCUUCAAGAAAGAUUUGCGGAGUGUGGAGAUUGAUGAGGGAGGUUCAGUCUCUCUGAGCUGUGAGCUGUCCAAACCUGGAGCACAAGUGCAGUGGAAAAAGAACAGACUGCCUCUGAGCGACAACAGGAAGUACGAGAUCAAACAAGAUGGCUGCCUCCUCCAGCUCAACAUUAAGGACCUCAAACUUGAGGACAGUGGGAGCUACACAUGUCAAGCAGGAAGUGCAGAGACCGCUGCAACUGUGAGAGUGAAAGAACUUCCAGCAUUUUUCAACAAAAACCUCCAAAACAUAAAGGCUGAGGAGGGUGGUUCCGCCUGCCUGUGCUGUGAGGUAUCGAAGCCAGAAGCCACAGUGCAGUGGAAGAAGAACAAGUUGCCGUUAAGAGCCGGGAACAAGUAUGAGAUGAAGCAGGAUGGCUGCCUCCUCCAACUUCACAUCAACGAGCUCAAACCUGAGGACAGCGGUACUUACUUGUGUCAAGCAGGAAGUGCAGAGACAAGUGCCACUUUGUCAGUAAAAGAGCUGCCUCCAUUCUUUGUUACAAACUUGCAAAAUAUUGAGGUGGAGGAGGAAGGUUCAGUCUGUCUCAGCUGUGAGCUGUCUAAACCUGGAGUGUCAGUGCAAUGGAAGAAGAACAGACUGCCUCUGAGGGCGAAUAGGAAGUACAAGAUGAAACAAGAUGGCUGCCGUCUCCAGCUCAACAUCAGUGAGCUGAAACCUGAGGACAGUGGCAGCUACACAUGUCAAGCAGGAAGUGCAGAGACAACUGCAACUGUGUCCAUAAGAGAGCUCCCAGUGUCAUUCAAAGCUGACUUAGAAAAUACAGAGCUGGAGGAGGGAGAUACAGCCGUCCUCAGCUGUGAGCUGUCUAAAUCUGGAGCAUCCGUGCAGUGGAAGAAGAACGGGCUAACUCUGAGGGCCAACAGGAAGUACGAGAUGAAACAAGAUGGCUGCCUCGUCCAACUCAACAUCAGGGACCUCAAACCUGAAGACAGUGGAAGCUAUACCUGUCAAGCAGGAAGUGCAGAGACUUCUGCAACUGUAGCCGUGAGAGAGCUACCAUUAUUCUUCAAAGUGAAACUAAACAGUGUGGAGAUACAGGAAGGAGGUUCAGUCUCUCUGAAGUGUGAGCUGUCUAAACCUGGAGUGUCAGUGCAAUGGAAGAAGAACGGGCUGCCUUUGAGGGCCAACAGGAAGUAUGAGAUGAAACAAGAUGGCUGCCUUCUCCAGCUCAACAUUAAGGACCUCAAACCUGAAGACAGUGGAAGUUACACAUGUCAAGCAGGGCGUGCAGAAACCAUGGCAACUGUUUCUGUGAACGAGCUGCCGCCAUUGUUUGUGACAGACUUACAAAAUAUAGAAAUGGAGGAGGGUGGUUCAGUCUCUCUUAGCUGUGAGCUGUCUAAACCUGGAGUGUCAGUGCAAUGGAAGAAGAAUGGGCUGCCUUUGAGGGCCAACAGGAAGUACGAGAUGAAACAAGAUGGCUGCCAUCUCCAGCUCAACAUUAAGGAUCUCAAACCUGAAGACAGUGGAAGCUACAUAUGUCAAGCAGGAAGUGCAGACACUGUGGCCACUUUGUCAGUGAAAGAGUUGCCGCCAUUGUUUGUGACAGAUUUACAAAAUAUAGAAAUGGAGGAGGGUGGUUCAGUCUCUCUUAGCUGUGAGCUGUCUAAACCUGGAGUGUCAGUGCAAUGGAAGAAGAACGGGCUACCUCUGAGGGCCAACAGAAAGUAUGACGUGAAACAAGAUGGCUGCCUUUUCCAUCUUAACAUUAAGGACCUCAAACCUGAAGACAGUGGAAGCUACACAUGUCAAGCAGGAAGUGCAGAGACUGUGGCCACUUUGUCAGUGAAAGAGCUGCCUCCAUUGUUUGUGACAGACUUACAAAAUAUAGAGAUGGAGGAGGGAGGUUCAGUCUCUCUUAGCUGUGAGCUGUCUAAACCUGGAGUGUCAGUGCAAUGGAAGAAGAACGGACUGACUCUGAGGGCCAACAGGAAGUAUGAGAUGAAACAAGCUGGCUGCCGUCUCCAGCUCAACAUUAAGGAUCUCAAACCUGAAGACAAUGGAAGUUACACAUGUCAAGCAGGAGGUGCAGAAACCAUGGCAACUGUUUCUGUGAAAGAGCUGCCUCCAUUGUUUGUGACAGACUUACAAAGUAUAGAGAUGGAGGAGGGAGGCUCAGUCUCUCUGAUGUGUGAGCUGUCUAAACCUGGAGUGUCAGUGCAAUGGAAGAAGAACGGACUGCCUCUACGGGCCAACCGGAAGUACGAGAUGAAACAAGCUGGCUGCCGUCUCCAGCUCAACAUUAAGGAUCUCAAAGCUGAAGACAGUGGAAGUUACACAUGUCAAGCAGGAGCUACAGAAACCAUGGCAACUCUCUCCGUGAAAGAGCUCCUUCCACUGUUCAAGACAAACCUACAAAGUAUAGAGGCAGAGGAGGGAACAACGGCCGUCUUGUGCUGUGAGUUGUCUAAACUUGCAGUGUCAGUGCAGUGGAAGAAGAACACAGUGCCUCUAAAAGCUAGCAGCAAGUAUGAGAUGAAGCAGGAUGGCUGCAACCUCCAGCUUCAUAUUAAGGAGAUCCGUCCUGAGGACAGUGGCAGCUAUGCAUGCCAAGCAGGAAGUGCAGAGACCACAGGGACAGUAUCUGUAAAAGCGGCAAAGACUACCUUACCAAAGGAAGAACCGCCAACAAUGCUGCCACGGAGAAGGAGCAGUGUUUCCACUCCUACACCUGAGAAUGGGAAUCUACCUGAUGCUCACCCUCUUCCUCCAGAGCUCAAGAAGAGGACAAUGCGAAAAGCAUCCAUCACAGUGUUAGAACAAGAUAUAGAACCCAUGUUUAACAAUAAACAGCCUGUCCAGGCACUGCAAAGAGAAAAAGACACCCAGAAUGCAGAAACUGCUCAUAAUGCAAAACAGCAGGAGGACAAAAUGGACCAGGAUGUGGUUGUUUACAAAAGACAAGUAGCAUUACGUGAGAAGGACCCUGAGAUUGAAAAAGUUGACCUGGAGAAACGAGAACCAGGAAAACGACAAGCUGAAGUCAUUCACCCAGACAGGAUUCUUGGAGACAAGGAGGAAAAUCAAUGGAACCAGCCAUUUGAAGACCUGGAAACAAGUCGAAAGUGGCAAGAGAAACCUUUCAAAAAGGCCGGUGAAAAUGAGGAGUUGGAGAAACAUCCAGAGACAGCACUGUGGAAGCGAGUCGAGGAGGACAAAAAGGCUGUGAAACCGACUGUAAGCUCCAUUGGGGGCAAAGCAACAAUGGAACAAGAAGACAAGUCAAUUCAGCAAAGUGAAGAGGAUUUUAAGCCACCGGUCAGGUCCAAAGGGAAGGUAGGAGGAAGAGAGCCUCUUGAAUGUGUUCCAAAGGAAACUGACGAGAUCAUUCUCAGGCCAUCAAACACGACAAUCAAUGAUUCUCAGAAAGGAGAAAAACAGAGAGGCCGUGUGAAACAACUAGUGGCCACACAGAGAGUAGAGGAGCAACAUGUAAUGUCUCAAACUCAGGAUAACAAUUCAGUAGAAAUACAAACCAAGCCUCAAGAUGUAAUGGCUGGAUUUGUUCGUCCAAAGCCGCCGGUGAGGUCAAAAAGCAAAACAAGGACAGGAAUGGAGAAACAGCUAUCCGGAGACACUGAGACAGAUCAAGGUGAGCAACUCGGAAGGAGAGCGAUGACAACAUCUGAAGAUCAGCCUCUAAAACAGCCAACGAGGCCUUUGAAAGAGGAGACAUCAAGACCGGAGCAAAGCCAGUCAGUGCCAGCAGAUUCUGAACUGGUUGGGAAACAGAAAACAGCAGUCUCUAAACAGCUGAUCAAACAUCCCGUGAAACCCAUGAGAAAAGAACCUGAAGCGGACAAAGAAACUGAUCUUGGAUCACUGGUUGGGGACAAUGAAUAUGAAGCAGUGCAAACGACAGAAGAAGACAUUCCUCUCCUCUACAUCUCUGAAGAUGAAACUUUCUCAGAGGCAUUGACAGAAAUCCCAGUCAGCCACAGCAAUGUCCAACCCAACCCAACACAGCCCUGCACCCUUCUUCCCAUGGUGGUUCUGCAGAAGACAGCCCAGGAUGCUUCACCGGAGAUGUACACCAGCACUGGUGAUGAACUCCAAACAAAAGGACCUCCAGUCAAAGAUAUGCGUCCAGUCUUGAAAGAGGUCUUUAAGAACCAGUGUGCAGAUGCUGACGGCAGCCUCAGUCUGGUGUGUGUUGUAGAAGGACAAUAUGACACACUCCGCUGGCUCAAAGACGGCCAACAAAUCAGCAGUGAUAAGCGUCAUUAUACGGAAGCUACAGAGGAUGGAGUAUGCUCUCUCGUAAUCACCAACCUGACACUCAGUGACAGUGGCAUCUACACAUGUGAGGUGGUCAAUACGCACGGUGUGACAUCGCACAAUAGUAACAUAACGGUGGUUCAACCCCAGCAGCCUGCUCUGACAGAAAGGAGACCCGUGCACCCGCCGCUUGCCGCCAUUACUCCUCUUCACCUGGCCCCGCCCAAGCCUGAGGACAAAACACAGAUUCAAAAUCAAUUUCCGACCUCUGCAACGGAUGUCGAUAACUAUGUAGAGAACGUGGAUGUCUCUCUGUGGGAGGCCUACAACCUGACCGAGCAAGACAACCACAUGAACCUCCAAGAGAGGAGAGCAUCUUCCCUCAUCGCCAGCAGCUCCAUGUCAAGUCCAUCUGAUUAUGAGACUGCUCCAGAUGUGAUGGAACAUUUAGAAAUAUGCUCCAUUAAGACUACCCCGCCAAGGGAGCUUCCUGAGGCAACAGACCAAAUGUCUCCAAAGGAGGUGGAUGAAGAUUCCCAACCACUUAAAAAUGUAUUAACCGUCAAAGGAGCCCACGAAAGCCGCAUGAGAACACCAUCUCCUAAACAUCUUCGAGCCCACACACCGUUAGCCAGCACUGUCUCUGCGUCCGAGUCUGAAGGGGAAGAAGAUCAACGCGAGACAUUUGAAAUGUAUGUGGCUCGAGCAGACUGCAACCCCAACAGUGGAAGCAAGGACAGCUUUCUCCUGAAGGAGGGUCAAUACGUGGAGGUCCUGGACUCUGUCCAUCCAGACAAAUGGCUGGUGAGGACCAAACCCACCAAAACCAAUCCCGCUCGCCAGGGAUGGGUGUGUCCAGCCUACCUGGAGAAGAAGAGAAAGGAGACCUUGACGCAAUUCAGGGCACCCCAAGAGGAUCUUGAUGGGAUUGGUUCCACAGGAGAAGAGUACAGGAGGGCUUUGAGCCAACUCAUCCAAGGCCUGAUUGACGGAGAAGAGGAGUAUGUGAGAGAGAUGAGGACGUUCAUUUCACAUCAGCUGAAUCACUUGGACUCCAGUCGUCACGUCCCAAUCAACAUCCUCAACCAGAAGGACACCAUUUUCAGAAACAUAAAGGACAUUGUCUUUCUCCACGAGAGUUUCAUUCUGCCCGGGCUGAGAGCGUGCUCUACGGAUGAUGAUGUUGCCAUGCAUCUGAUCAAGUACUCGGAAGACUUUGAAAAGUACAUCCACUACAUGGUGGGCCAGGCACAAGCAGAGGCCUGCAUCGCUGAUAAAGUUACCCAACAAUACCUAAAGGAGUUGCCAGGAUCUGGUAGGCCAGAGGCUCCUGUCAUGGACGCCAUGACCUUCCUCCAAAGACCAGUUGAAAGGAUUCAGACCUAUCAAGCACUACUAAAGGAGUUCAUUAAGAACAAGGCCAAAAGCGGUCAGAGCUGCUGUCUGUUGGAGGACGCCUUCUCCCUGGUGUCCUGUCUGCACUGGAAGUCGGACAACCUGCACCAGGCCUCCCUCAUUGAGAACUACCCUGCCCCCUUGACCGCCCUGGGAGAGCCUGUGCGACAGGGAGCCUUCACAGUGUGGGAGGAAACGCCAGACAUCAAAACAACCUCAAGAGGGCACCAGAGACAAGUCUUUCUUUUCAAAGAAUGCAUUGUCCUCUGCAAACUGAAGAGGGAUGCCAGUGAUAUCUACACCUUCAAGAACAAAAUGAAGCUGAAUGAUGUGGAGCUCAAGGAGACAACAGGAGGCGACGAGAAGACGUGGGGGCUGUGGCACGAGCACAGAGGCUCAGUGCGGAGGUACACGCUGCAGGGCCGCUCGCCGCUGGUGAAACUUUCUUGGCUCAAAGACUUGAAGGAGUUGCAGCAACGAUCCAGCCUGCCCACCAACAGCCCACCCGUGUUUAAAUCUUUACUGUCGGACUGCACAACAAAGAUGGGACAGACCAUCAAACUGAGCUGCAAGGUCACGGGGACGCCUCAACCAGCAAUCACUUGGCUCAAAGAUGGUCUACCCUUGGAAGAUGACCCUCGUCACAUCAUCACAGCAGACCGCUGUGGCACAUGCAGCCUGAUCCUGGACAGCUUGACUGCAGAAGACUCUGGUCAAUACGUGUGCUAUGCUAGCAGCAGCGUGGGCAGUGCAGGCUCCCUGGCUACUGUCGUGGUACAGGCUCCACCCAGAUUUGUUAGUCGGCUGGAAAGUUGUUGUCUGAUGGAGAAUGAGGACAUGCAGUUUACCUGUUCCACUCAUACCACUCCUUUACCAAAAAUCAGAUGGAUGAAAGAUGGCCAAGAGUUGACCGACAAGCGAAAAUAUUUCAUCCUGAAUGACGCUCGCAGUGGAAUCUUGUCUCUGACGGUAAUCGGUGCAACAGAGGCGGACAUUGGACUUUAUGAGUGUGAGCUUUCCAAUGAGUUCGGCUGCGUGAAGUGCAAGGCCGGGCUGUGCCCCGCCUACAUCGCCCCCAGUGACGACCAGACACAUGACUUGCCUCCUAAAGAUGCAGAAUCAGAGGGUUGGUCGUCUUCCUUUGUGAAGAAAUGGCUGCAAACAGAUUUCACCCCUUCCUCGAUCGCCAAGAUGAUCUUUCCACCCACAUUUCACGAACAAGCUGAGCGCAGCAUUGGAAAAGUUCCUCAGUCAGCAUCUGUGGACCAGCCGGCACUGCCGCAGCCUCCGUGUUACAUGGAAGAAGAAGAGGAAGAACUCUACUUCUCAGAGCAAAUGCAGGAAAUUACAGACGUUCCUCCCUUCGUCCAAGUAGCGCCAGAGGACAUGUGUGUUGAGCCCGGUCAACGAGUUACUUUUACCGCCAUCAUUACAGGAAGGCCUACACCACAGAUUCAGUGGUACAAGGAUGGAGAAGAACUCACAGCCAAUGAGAAUGUGGAGAUAGUACAGCACGCUGCUCGCUGCUCAGUGACUAUCAUGUGCCCUGAAGGUGAGGACAGCGGCAUUUACACCUGCUUCUCCUACAACGACUCGGGGCACGUUUCGUGCCAAGCUCAGCUCACAGUGGAGGAAGGUCCACUGGGGUCUCAGGACAGAGAGGUGGAUCUCGGGAAGAGAAGGAAGCUGUUUGCUGUCUAUGAUGUAGGGGAGGAAAUAGGAAGGGGAACAUUCGGGGUAGUGAAACGCGUAACCCACAGACGCACGGGUGAAGUCUUUGCUGCCAAAUUCUUACACCUGCGGAGCAGCACCCGCACCCGGGCCUUCCAGGAGAGGGACUUGCUUUCCCGCUUGGCUCAUCCCAGGGUGGCUUGUCUGCUGGAUUUUUUUAGCACUCGGCGCACACUGGUGCUCAUCACAGAAAUCUGCUGCUCUCAUGGGCUUGUGGACCAUUUGUUGCUGAGAGGAUUAGUCUCAGAGAAAGAGGUUCAGUCGUAUGUGCAGCAGAUUCUUGAAGGCGUUGGGCAUAUUCAUAGCAUGAACAUUUUGCACCUGGACAUCAAACCGGAGAACAUCCUCAUGGUGUAUCCGCCCAGAGAUGAAAUCAAGAUCUGUGACUUUGGCUUCUGCCAGGAGGUAGACACGUCCAGACAUCAGUACAGCAUGUUUGGUACACCUGAGUUUGUCGCACCCGAGGUUGUCCACCAAGAACCUGUCAGUGUUGCAACGGAUAUCUGGUCUGUGGGUGUGAUGGCAUAUCUGUGUCUGUUGUGUCGAUGCCCCUUUGCUGGCGAGACGGACCGCACUACACUGCUGAGAGUGGGCGAAGGGACACUUAACUGGGACUCCCCGGAUGUCAUGUGUCGGAGUCCUGAGGCUCAGAAUUUUCUCCGUAGUCUUCUUCAGCCAGACCCAGAGAAGCGACCGUCUGCCUUUGAGUGCUUGAGCCAUGAAUGGUUGCAGGAUGAAAACGCAGGGGAAGACACAGAUGAAAUUAACACAAAGAGUUUGAAAGUUUUCAUCUCGAAACGAAAAUGGCAGCGUUCUUUGACUUGCGUUGGGUCCGUGCUCACGUUGAGACAAAUCCCAGAGCUUCUGGAUGCUCCGCUCAGAGACACGGCAGUGACGGUACCCCGUGAACCCCAGCAGAACAGCAGCAGCUCCGUGAGCAGCGGCUCAUCAUCGGAGUAUGACGAGGCUGACUCGUGGGACUUCUUCCAGCACUGCAGUCCGACUGAGGAGGAGGAGGAGGCAGAAACAGAGGACGACUGUGACCCUUUGAGGGAGAGAGCCCAGCUCCCAGAACCGUUUGCUCUACUUAACCGAGAUCUGGACGAGGAGGAAGAAGUGACCUUUGGGGAAGAGGAGGAUGAGGAGUUGGGUGGAAGGAGGAGCAUGCUAGAGCGGAGUGUCAGCAGGCAGUCUGUCGCGUCGUCAGAUUUGUCAUACCUGCAAACACCUCAGAAUGAACGAAGAUUCAACAGGGGCAGUAGUCCGUCCCUCAACCUUUCAGAUGGCGAUGAGGGCUCCGGGAGCGAUGCAGGUCGAAUCCCUCGUGGCAGCGUGAUCCGAAGCACAUUUUACAGCACCUCUCAUCAGCUUUCACCCAUGUCUGCCAGACACAUGACGUUACGGGACAAGUUCCAGGCCAAAAAGCAAGAGAGAGGCCGCAAGCCACUCCGCAGAAGCCUUUCAGGGCGCCUCAAUGAACCUCUCAUAGAAUAUGUGGAAGAUGAUACAGAGACCAACCGGAGCCAGAGACGGGGAUCCGUUCAACCCACAAUGCACAAGUCCACUUCUUUUGACAGCUGCGUCGUCCUCCCCCAAACCAAUGUGCCGCCACACAGGAGGAGCAGGUCUCUUGAUGAGUACUCUCGGCGGUCCCCUGGUUCACCCCGACGCUCAAAGCCAGGAGACGAAGAAGGUAGUCAAAGUCUGAAGGAGGAUUUCACAGACGAUGAACUGGGAGGGAAGAACUUGCUGGUCAUCCCAAGCCCUCGGCGACCCAUUAGAAGAAGGGGUUCCCUUGCUCCUGUGCAGGGUACGCACGCAGUGGGUGGUGUGUCUGGUCCUGUAACCCUUGUUGUUGGUGACAGAAUAGGCAAGAGGUUGGAUCAGGACCAAUCAGAGGGAGAGGCCUUCGCUGGCUCCCAGGGUUCCUUGACCGAGUCGUCCAUUUUGGAGCAUGGUGGCUCUGAGUCCUCCAGUAGGCUUGGGUCAUAUGAGGAGCUUAGAGGGCGAUAUAGAUCAGGAGAAAGUGAAGGGUAUGAUGAUCCAGGGGAACCACUGACUUCACCAUCCCCUCGCUCAUUUCAAGAACUCAAACCCAGAUUCCCCUGUCCUCAAGCCCCACCACGCAACCGCACACGGUCCAACCCCAACAUAAGUAACAUGCAGACCUCAUUAACACCCAGUCCGAGUCCUAGCCUCUCCUCUCUCCAGGCUCCCGAAAGGCCUCCCAGAGCCAAAGAUAAGAAAGAAGGACUCCAAAGAACCGCAUCUGCACCAGCCCUCCAACUUACUCCACCCACAGGAAAAUCCCCAAAACUGGGAUUGCUCAGGAUCUUUCGCAGGCAGUCCUGGACUGGCAAUUCCUACUCCCAGCUGGAGAAUGCACAGUUAGGACCGACCCUAGGAGAGAUCAUGAAGCCGGAUACACCGACCAUGUCGCUCCGAAAGAAGAUGAGAACUUCAGCAUCAAGUCUCACCAAGCUGUUUUCAAGGUCUUCCAGCAAGGAGGAUUUGAGUAAAGGAGGGCCAAUAGUUAAGGUACCUGAAAGGGAGCAGGGUCUUGAGAGUCCAAAAAAGAGGACUUCCAAGCGCUUGCCUUCUUUGAAGAUACCAGCAUUCAAAAAAGCCAAAGAUCUUCUAGUGCGUCCCAACAAGGCCGAGGUGCUCCAGUUAGAUGGCGGUGGAGUAUUGCUAGUGUGGAGGCCUAUCCAGUCCAGCGAUCCUGUGAUGUACUGCGUUCAGUACUCCACAGACGGUGGAGAGUGGACGGUCCUGUCAGAGGAUGUGACAGACAGCAGCUACGUGGCAAAGGAUUUACCCACAGGAGCUUCAUAUGUCUUCAGGGUUGGCUGCAUCACCAAGACCGGCGCGGGACCGUUCAGUGAUGCCUCAUCUCCCGUUGUCAUGGCAACUCACCCAGAAGAUGCUCACAUUCCUCUCAUCCAGACUGAGUGCCUGGCAUCAAAGAUCAGUGGCUCAGGAAGCCAAGCAGCACAGAGGAGUUAUAACUUCCUUUCGGAAAUCAACAGGGGCCGCUUCAGUGUUGUCACCUUAUGUCGGAAUGCCGAGACCAGCCAAGUGUUUGCCGCCAAGAUCACUCCUUACCGGGCGGAGCAGAGGCUGCUGGUCCUGAGGGAAUAUCAGCUGCUGAGGAGGCUUCACCAUGCCCACCUGGUCCAGCUGCACACGGCCUACAUAACCUCCGCUUACCUAGUGCUGGUGGAGGAGCUGUGUCCUGGCAAAGAGCUGCUCUACAGUCUCGCUGCAAGAGAUGUGUACUCCGAGGCUCACGUGGCCGAGCUGCUGGGGCAGAUCCUGAGCGCGGUCGACUACCUUCACGGCAGGCGAGUGGUCCACUUGGACCUCAAGUCGGACAACAUGCUGGUGGAUGACGGCGACCGCCUGAAGAUCGUGGACUUCGGCUCAGCUCAGUCCUUCAUACCCGGUCAGCCGCUCCACGUGGAGCACCUGCAGGGCCUGUCGGAGAGCAAAGAGCACCGCAGCAAAGUUUAUAUUGUCCUUCCUAAAGCUCCGGAGAUCCUGGAAGGCCAAGGUGUCGGACCGGAGACGGACAUUUGGGCCAUCGGUGUUCUUUUGUUCAUUAUGUUGAGCGCCGACAGUCCAUUUCAUGCAGAGCUGGGCUGGGAGCAGGACAGAAACAUCAAGAAAGGGAAAAUCCAGUUUGGACGCUGUUACCCUGGUUUGUCCGAAGGAGCCUUGAACUUGAUGAAGAGCAGCCUGAACAACAAAUCCUGGGGCCGACCCUCUGCGGCCGAGUGUCUCCAGAACGCAUGGCUGCGGGUUCACCGCGCCCCGCAGCGAUCGCGCCACUCUAAGGUGUGUUUCUCCACCGACAAGCUCAAAGCUUACCUGACGCAGAAGGAGGAGAAGCGAGACCAGGUGCGCACCAAGCUUCAAAGUCCUUUCUUCCCGCAAUGAAGCCCUCAUCAGCAUCUUUGGCAAGGGGGAAUGUAGCUUACAUGCUUUCACAUGGUGGCGUGUCAGCCGCUGAAGCGUCCUCUGAUGAUGUGUCUUAAAAAGCUGCGUGAUCCUUUAUUAAAGCCAUGCUACGUGUGAUACGGUUUCACAUAUCAGGGAUCACUGCAGUGAUAAUACAGUAUGUGGUCGGCUUUUUUUUGUCUUUUUGUUUUAAUGUGCAGUGUUGGGAGAAAUAAAUAUAGUUUUCCAUUAAUGGGUAAUUAAUAAUAUUUCAAUUGCUAUAAAGCCGUUAGCGACAGUGAUGGAUGGUGAGUUAGUAUGCACUGAUAUCGAUGUCAACCACAUGGGUGUGGUUUCAGUCACCAUCGCUCACCACUACUAUACAGGAAGCUAAAUAGCCAGUCGACAAGAGUUGAUGUUGCUCACUUUUUAGGAAAACACUGACCCCUAGCGGUUUGGUAGAGAACUGCAAGUCACAAGCUCAAAGAAGUCAUCGAUGCGGCACACGCUGCCACAAAGCUAAAUCCCAAUUCUUUGGCAUAUUUGAAGCUUUCUCAAAAAAGUAACACAAUAAUUACUUUCCCUGGUAAAUAAUUCUGUUACAUUUUUGGGAAAGUAACUACAGCAAUCCCUCGUUUAUCGCCGUUAAUCUGUGAGUUUUGGCAAAGUAGGAUUCCUUAUGUAGAAAGGAAAUAUUUUGCAGUUGUAGCAUAGAAGCCCUGUGUAGGAAUUUCUAAAUCUGCUUUUGAACAUUAUUAGAGCCCUCUAGAGAGGAUAUUACUGCCCUAUAGUCACAGUUACACUCUUAUUACCCAAUAUAGUAGACAUAAUAAGCGAAUAUAUGUGAAAGAAGUCUUUGUUAGAGCUAUCUUGUGAAGUUAUGAAAAUGUGCUAAAACACCAAAGCAGUUCCCUUGUGAUAACAUGUGCUGGCCCAUGUGCUGUGCACAUGGCCAAGGUCAUAGGUUAUGGGUCAGCACCCCCUCCUCACCCUACUCACCUUACUCCCGUAGCUGACCCCCUCCUCACCCUGUUCCAGUAAUUUUCCAUUUCUUUGUGUGACUUUACUUCCUACUUCAUAAAAAGCGGCCGCGGACGGCGGAACUUUGACAGUCUGGAGGAGCAAACAUGCAGGUGUAAGCUCUGCUGUCCAACUCGAGUGAAAGACAAUCUUGGCUGGUGUGAGUCUGUUCCUUUGAGUAGUUAUACAGUCUUGGUUGUCUGCAAGGAUUUCCCUGACAAUAUAACAAAGAGAAAACCUGUUUACAACCUUCUAAGUAUGUUUUUAACAUUAUUAGAGCCCUUUAGACAUGAAAUUACACCCCAUAGUCACAUUUACACCCCUAUUACCCAAUAUAAUAUUAGUUAGAGCACAGAAAACGUAUUUACAACCUUCUAAAUCCCCAUUUUAACAUCAUUUGAGCCCUCCAGGAAUGAAAUAACACCCCAAUAGUCACAUUUACACUCUUAUUAUGCAGUAUAGUAGACAUAAUACAAGUAAGAGAAUACGAGACAUAAAAAACCUCUUUACGACCUUCUAAGUAUGAUUUUAACAUUAUUAGAGCCCUUUAGACAUGAAAUAACACCCCAAUAGUCACACUUACACUCUUAUUAUGCAAUAUAGUAGACAUAAUAAGAGAAUACGAGACAUAGAAAACCUCUUUACAACCUUCUAAGUAUGAUUUUAACAUUAUUAAAGCCCUUUAGACAUGAAAUAACACCCCUAUAGUCACAUUUACACUCCUAGCACCCAAUAUAAUAUUACUUAGAGCAUAGAAAACCUGUUUACAACCUUCUAAAUACACUUAACAUCAUUAGAGCCCUUCAGACAUGAAAUAACACCCCUAUAGUCACUUUUACACUCCGAUUACCCAAUAUAGUAGACAUAAUCAGAGAAAAUAAGACAUAAAUAAGACUUGUGCUCGUGUGUGUUGCUGUCUGGUAAUAAUUCGGUUACUUUUUUGGGACCGUUCAGUAACUUCAGUAAUCCCUUGUUUAUCACGAUUAAUCAGUGAAUUUCGGCAAAGUAGGAUUCCUUAUUUAGAAAUUGAAUAUUUUUGUAGGUACAGCAAAGAAAAUCUGUUAAAGACCUUCUAAAUCUGAUUUUAACAUUAUUAUCGAGCCCUCUAGACAUUAAAUAACACCCCUACAAUCACCUUAACACUUCUAUUACCCAAUAUAGUAGACAUAAUAAGAGAAAAUUAGACUCGUCCUCAUGGUGCAGACAGGACGUGACGUCUGGGUUUCAGAGUUCAAUUGAGCAACAGUAGCCCGUGUUGGGGAUUAUUGUACCCGUCAUUCAAAGCGGGAAUCUAGUCUGGUGCUUGGACAUCACAGUAACAUUACUGACACCUAGAGGCCAGUGUGGAACACUACAUAUCACCACAACACAUCUUUGAAUUCUCUCUCUUACUUCAUUUCGCCAUUUUUAUGCUUGAAAAUGCAAAUAUGCACAAACCAGCUUGAUUUAUUCAUAGAUUUUGGAUUUUUUGGUGCGGGAUUACUGUACAACGAAUUACAUUUGAAAACUAAUUUGCCCAUCUAAUUUGCCCAUCACUGCUGCUGUGUAGAUUUCCGUCUCAAUCAUACCAUUUCCUGUGUCAAGCUGCUGUUUUUGGCGGGCGAGCGGGGUGAAAUAAAUGCCAUCAAGUUGAUUAGUGAUUGUCUGGCUUUAUUGAUUCAGCACAAACUUGCAUG
Messenger RNA from Dunckerocampus dactyliophorus (ringed pipefish), 21845 nucleotides. RefSeq names its product obscurin, cytoskeletal calmodulin and titin-interacting RhoGEF a (gene obscna). Gene Ontology annotation, biological process: protein phosphorylation. The record is from RefSeq and is a predicted model, not a curated record. The coding region runs from base 256 to 19149 and encodes 6297 amino acids. Lineage: Eukaryota; Metazoa; Chordata; Actinopteri; Syngnathiformes; Syngnathidae. The transcript has 82 exons. Gene Ontology annotation, molecular function: ATP binding; protein kinase activity; guanyl-nucleotide exchange factor activity.